Paramecium pentaurelia is the source of this 2283-nucleotide messenger RNA. NCBI's taxonomy places the organism in Eukaryota, Ciliophora, Oligohymenophorea, Peniculida, Parameciidae. The record is from the annotation of a GenBank genome assembly.
AUGUAAAAUGAAAUAGCUAUGUUAAAGAUGUAAAUGGGUAUAAUGGAGAAAGAUUAUAAGAGGAGAAUUCAAACUUUGGAAGAUAGAAAUAUAGAUUUAACUAUGUAAUUAGAGGAAACAAGAAGAAGUGCAGAAUAAAGAGUUGAUAAUUUAUAUAAAGAGAUGAAGUAAUCAGCAAUUUCAACUGUGAGUGAACCUAUAAUUAGAUAUGAAUAUAUUAAGACUCCUUAAGCUUCAUCUGUAAAGUCAUUAAGUAAUUUCAAUUAUCAAUCUUAAACAUCAUUACAAUCAAAUCGUCAGUUGGAAAAUCUAAAUCUUGUUUUGGAAACUAAAAUGUAAGAAAUAAAGGCUUUGGAAGAAAGAUUAUUGUUAUAGAAAUAAUAACAUUAAUAAUAGUAAGACUAAUUAACAUAACAUUAUGAGAAUAUUUUGAAAACUAAAGUGAAGAAUGAAUUAGCAGCAUUAAAUGUUUAACAUGAAAAGUAAAUCUAGUAAUAUUAAAUUGAAAUAUUUAAUAUGUAAUAUAAAAUUAAAGCUUCAGAUGAAAGGUAUAAGAAAAUAAUAGAUGACAAAGAUAAAAUGAUUGAAGAAUUAUAAUUUAGAAUUUAAGAGCUUGAAAAUAAUGAUUUUAAAGAUUAGUUGAAAUUAAUGUAAGAAAAUAAUAUUAGAUUAACAGAAGAAAUUAAUAUGAUGAAAAAAGAUUUUAAGGCUGAAUUAGAAUUACUUAAUGAUAAACAUUAAGGAGAUUUAUAAUUAGCAUUUUAAUAAGGUUUUGAAUAAGGAGAUAACAAUUAAAAGGCUUAGAAUGAAUUAUAAAAAAUUAAUGGUUUAUAUAAAUAAACUAAUGAUAAGGUUUAGAAAUUAGAAGGUGAAAAUAGAUAGAUUAAUUUAUUAUUAUCUACAUAUUAAUAAGAAAUAUAAGAAUGGAAAGAUAAAUAUCAAACUACUAUAAUUAAAUAAAAAGAGGAAAUUGAAAAAUUAAGAUAAAGUUUUGAUAGAUAAAAAAAGGAUUAAUUAGAUUUGACAUUUAAUGCAGAAUAUUUAUAAGAGAAAAAUAAGUUAUUAUUUUAAUUAGAAUAAUGUAAUAAACAAAUUUAAUAACUUUAAUAAAUAAAUGAAAAAAAUGAGAAGGAAUUAAAAUCAUAUUAUAAUGAAUCAUAUAAUGCUUCAUAAUUAAAUAAUGAAAUAUAAUAAUUAUAAAGAUAAUUAUAAGUUAAUGUUAGUGAUUUUGAAAAUUACAAAAAAAAAUCAAUCAAAAUAGAAAAAUAAUAAUAAGAUGACAUAUCUAGAUUAACUAUGGAAUUAAAAAAUAUUAAAAAUAAUUUAGCUAAUAGUACAGAUGACAGACAUAAAGCAUUAUAAGAAAAAUAGAAUGAAAUAGAUUAAUUAAAUAUAAAAAUCUAUGAAUUUGAAUAAUAAAAUAGAAAUUAUCUAAAUGAAAUAGAGAGAUUAAAAAAAGAAAUAAAAUAAUAAAAAUAAUAAUAUUCAGAAUAAAUAGAAAAAAUGAAUGAAGAAAUAAGUUAAUUAAAUGAAAAAAUUAGUUUGUUAUCUAUGGAGAGAUAUAAUUUUGAAUAACAAUUAUCUAAAUAAAAAUCAUAAAAUGAAUAAAUGUAAAAUUUAUCUAAAAAUUUAUUAUAAUAAAAUGAAGUAAUUGAAUAAUUAACUUAAGAAUUAGAUGAAGAAAGAAAUAAUACAUAAUUAUUAUUAAAUAAGGAAUAUAAUUAUAAAUAAUAAAUUUAAUAAUUAAAUUCCUAAAUUAAAGAGUUGUAAUAUUAAAAUGAAUAAUUAAUUUAAGAAAUAUAAAAUAUUUAAGAUCAAAUAUCUUCUUAUGAAUCUGAAAUUUAAAAUAUUGAACUUGAAAGGAAAAAGAAAUAAUAAUAAAUUGAAAAUUUAGAAAAAAAAUAUAAAAAUGCUAUAGAAGAAUUAUAAAUAAAGGAUGAUGAAUUAAAUGAAUAAACUACUAAUCAUUAUAAUGAAUUAGAAUAAUAAAAAUCUGAUUAUGCAAGAUAAUUUGAAUAAUAGAGAAAAGAGGUACAAAAAUUAAUGAAUUCAAUUUAAGAUAAAGAAAUAUAAAAUUAAUAAUAUUAAGAUUAGCUUUUAAAAUUAUAAUCUGAAAAUAGUAAAUUAAGAAAUUAAGUUUAAUCAUUACAUAUUGAGAAUAAUGAAAUGGAAUAGCAAAUAAGAAAAUACUAGGUUUAAUUCUAAAAUGAAUUUGAUAAACUAGAAGAUUAAGAAAUAUAAAGAUAAUCUUUAAUAGAAAGACAUUCAUAAAUGAAUUAUUGA